AUGUAUGGAAAUAAUCGUGAUAUAUUUUACAAAGCGUCAUGUGACUACAGCUCGCCUCUUAUGCAUGAAGGCUCUCGUCUCAGCCAGUUUACGUUUGUGCAGCUGAUGUCUGGCUACGCAACACACGGCGACAUCAAAAGCUGUUCACCAGACCCAUUUUCGCCGGGAAUUUGUCCCAAUCCAAAGAGUCCUGAUAAUGGAAAGGUCAAAUUGCAGCGUCCAGUGGCCACAUUCACAUGCAACGAAGGGUACAAGUUGAACGGACGUAGAACAAUGCGAUGGACUGUUUUUGGUUGGAGUCCUAGAUAUUCGCCUACAUGCACACCGUGGUGUCCGAAGUUAGAGAAUCCUGAGAACGGAGUCGUCAACCAGACUGCUCUAAAUGCCCAAUACUCGUGCAACAGAGGAUACAAACUGGAGGGUCGAAGUGAUAGACGUUGUUUUCAAGGUCACGGCUGGAAUCUUUGCCAACCAGUGUGUUUAAAAAAGUGUCCUAUUCCUGUCGAUCCUGAAAACGGUCAUGCUGAUGUAGACUUAGAGAACGACAUAGCUGUCUACUAUUGCAACGAUGGGUAUCGGGCGAAGGGAGAUUCUCUAAUUCGAUGUAAUGAAUCUCGUCAAUGGGAUGGACCUCUCAUAGAAUGCGUAAAAUUGCCUCCCAAGUGUUCAAAGUUGACCAAUCCUGCUCAUGGCCUAGCCAUCAUGGGGCUAGGUAACUACUCUGUAAGAUACUUGUGUGAAAAUCCGUACUACUUGCAUGGAAGCGAAAAUCGGCAUUGUAUCAAUGGCAGCUGGACUGUUUGCCGACCAUUUUUGAUGGCUCCCAAAUUUGGUGAAGUCAAUACGGAUGUUCUAACUGCCACGUAUUCGUGCUCCAAGGGAUACUACCUUUAUGGACAGUCGGAGUUAAAAUGUAUUAACGGAGAGUGGGUUGGAUAUCGUCCAGUUUGCGUCAAAGAGAGUAAAUACGUGGCAGAAUGCACCAUCCCAGGACCGAUUGCUCAUGGUGGUAAUCACUUACUAUCCGGAGAUGAAGUCUAUUAUUACUGUUACCUAGGUUAUGUAAUGGAUGGUAAUCGUAAAGUGGUGUGCACAAACGGCAAAUGGAGCACUUUUCCAAAGUGUUACAGAAAAUAA
This is a messenger RNA of Corticium candelabrum, 1137 nucleotides long. Its product is annotated as sushi, von Willebrand factor type A, EGF and pentraxin domain-containing protein 1-like. NCBI's taxonomy places the organism in Eukaryota, Metazoa, Porifera, Homoscleromorpha, Homosclerophorida, Plakinidae. The record is from RefSeq and is a predicted model, not a curated record. The coding region runs from base 1 to 1137 and encodes 378 amino acids. The transcript is spliced from 8 exons.